CGACCCUCUAAUUAUGUGCAACAAAUUCACGCAUCGAAUCAUAACGGAUUGACCGGGUCAUUGUCUUAUUGCCGUAUUUACUCAACUGAAAGUGUGUACUGAACAGGGAAGUUUAGGUUAUUUCCAUAGAUGAAAUGGCUACCCAUAGAAUGUUUGGUAGAUCACAAAUUGAUGCAUCUGAUGCGUUUCAUGACUUUUCAUGCUCACCAUGUUCGGAAGAUGGCAAAAACACGGAGGCAUUGUAUCAUUGCAGCAUAUGUCAGGCUUUUUAUUGUCAGAGAUGUGUUAAUGUUCACAACAAGUUUACCAAAAAUCACAGUGCAACUGACAAGACUUCGGAUACUUUCGGACAAAAUUUCGGAAAAUCGGCGACACAGUCUUCCAACGAUUUGCCGACUGAUGUAUGCGAAGAACAUCAUGGGGAGGUGGUGAAAAUGUUUUGCGGACACCAUGAUCUUGUGUGCUGUACCGUUUGUAUCGCUGUGAAACAUAGGUCAUGUGAAGGAGUAGAAUAUAUUCCUAAUAUUGCUAGUAGGUUGCUGAAGGGACAAGGGAAGGAGAAGACCAAAAUUUCUCUCGAGAAAGUAAAGGCAGAUCUGAAAGACCUGAAGUCUAAAAUGGAGAAUGACCUCAGACAUUUAGAUAAACAGCGCGAUGGUUUUAUUGAUGACUUACAAGAUUUUAAGAAGCGUAUUAUCGCUAGAGUUGAAGAACUGGAGAGAAAGUCAUUAAAAGAGGUAAGGUCUAAACACAAAGAGCUGGCAGACAAUAUAAACGCAUACAGCAAGAAGAUUGAUGGUCUCCUGAACGUUAUUGAUGAACGACUGCAUAAACUCACACAUUCUAAGGAUGACAAUGAAGCCCAAAAUUUCGUUGACGUGAAGAAUGGUGAGAAAGCGUUUUCGGAGGGGACUGACCUCGUCAAACAAUCUACAUCGAGAAAGUUAAAUGUCAUGAAAUCUGAGAUAAAUACAGACAUUGAGGAGUAUCUAAGUAAGGAACAGUCUCUUUGGACAGUGAAAGCAAGCUUCCAGUCGAUGCCAGGCGGACCAGUGAGACCAGGUCCAAGACCUUCAGCGUCAGCCAAAUCAAGCGGAGGCCCAAGUGCUCAGCAGCAAAUGAGGCCAUCCACCAUGAAUGUCAGACCAAUCACUGACCAGUCUACAGCCCAGGCUCGACCAGGGAUGAGCAUGCCUCAGAGCUCGAUGCCAGGAAGACCCCUGCAGCCACAGGCCCCAACCAUGCACCUGGUUGCUAUAACAGGGUACAGUCAGUUCCAGAACAACAGGCCACAGCAGCAGAGCCAGGCUAUUGUUGUACCAGGCCAGGAUGCUCUGACAGCCGUCAUGUUGGCAGCGGCUCCUCCCCAGGAACAGAAGCAGAUGUUGGGAGAACGUCUGUUCCCCCUCAUCCAGCGCAUGUGCCCAGACAUCGCGGGUAAAAUAACAGCCAUGUUGUUGGAAAUCGACAACUCCGAGUUGCUGUACAUGUUGGAAUCAACCGAGUCUCUGAAAGCCAAGGUUGAGGAAGCUAUUGCUGUACUUCAGGCCCAUCAAGCAAAGGAAGCCGCUGCUAACCAGGCUACCACCAAUGUCAUGAGGAAAGAACAGUGCAUUCAGAGAAAUAAGACUUUACGAAAGAAAACCCGUUAGAAGAAAAUAGCUUGACGCGUUAAUUUUGCAUUUUUUUACAAAUCUUGGUAGAAGUUUUAUUGAAAGCAGAGACUGUUUUUAGUUGGAAGUGUUGAUAUGUCGGAAAAUGCAGAAGUAACCCAACUUUACCGUUGCUAGUUUGUUUUUUUGCAUAUCAGAAAAACGUGUGAAUAUUUUUGAACAGUCAUUGCAUUUGUUAAAAUGAUAAACCCUAUCAAAAAAAUUAAAUUGAGGUGAAUGUUCAAAAAUAAGCAACCAAAAAAAUCCAAGCAUUGUAACAGAAUUGAAUGGCAAACCAUUAACUCUCUCUCUUUUAUUAACUCAUAAUUGUUAGAAAAAAUAACAAAAAAAAUAGAAAAACUACUUUUAUAAUUAUCUUUUUCUGCUAUAUAUGAAAAUAUAUAUAAAUGAAACUGUAUUAUAUGUUACGGUAGAAGUGUGUAUGUUUCAUUUUAAAUGUUGAUGUUGUGUAUUGUGUUAUAAGUAAGGACCUUUGACAAGAAACUUGAGAAGAGGGAAAGUAAUGGCUAUUACUUCUUAUUAAACAUUUAGAGAGAGACUUAAUGGAUAUAACUCUUCAAUUACUGUAUUUGAUUUUUUGGAAUUUUUUUUCAUGAAAUUAAAAAAGUUGAGAUAGUUAUUUACAUAA
Molecule: messenger RNA, 2301 nt
Organism: Mercenaria mercenaria
Lineage: Eukaryota; Metazoa; Mollusca; Bivalvia; Venerida; Veneridae
Product: polyadenylate-binding protein 1A-like
Exons: 6
Coding region: 135-1652 (505 amino acids)
Molecular function (GO): RNA binding; zinc ion binding
Source: RefSeq, a predicted model, not a curated record